Molecule: messenger RNA, 6060 nt
Organism: Amoebophrya sp. A120
Lineage: Eukaryota; Dinophyceae; Syndiniales; Amoebophryaceae
Source: the annotation of a GenBank genome assembly
AGUGCAAAUGCUUUUACUUUGUCUUGAAAGGAAACUAACUUCCACUUUGACUUUUUCCACUCUUGAGAUGCAGUAAUCAUUCAGUCAUCUGGUUUGUUUUCUCUCGGAUUUAUCCCACAGCUGGAGAAAAUCUCUCAGUUUCUGAUCGUUUGUAAACGUACUUGGAUUACUUCUAGAAGUAAGGAUUGCAAUUGGCUCUCCUGGUCCUCACCACUCCCCCCGCAUGGAGCCUGGGGCGGCGCGGGGGAUAGUCUUGGAGGGGAACGUGUGAAACAAAAUGACUUGCACCCGACCAAAUCCCAAAGCUCAUCACUGCCUCGCCUGAAAACUAGUUGCAGUUCCAGACGCGUGCUGCAGCUGUCCAAAAAGCAGCUUGGGCUACGUUUAUUAGUAUUCUACUCGUGCAUUCGCUUUAGCCACCACGCCACUAUGCUUGGGAAAUGGAAUUCACGACGCUGCAUGGAGCUGAAGACAGUGCGGAUCUCAUUCUGAGCAAAAUCGCCGCCUGAAUGAAGGCUCCGAGCAGGAGGCGGGCCGCACCUCGAGGAGAAUGAACGCAGGUGACUUGACCUUCGGGGAGGAGCAGGAGCGAGAGUACGUCCGUGAUUUCCUCGGAGCUCCGGGCGCUGGGCUUUCGAGCGAACCCAUAGCAAGGGACCUGCGACAAAGACUGAGUAGGGCGUCGUCCUCCGAAAUCGACGAACGUGAUGAAUCACCCGCCGGCUCCUACGCGCACGUCCGGAAGCCUGCUGCUCUUUUCGGUAGUUUGAUGCUCAGGUCGAUUUAUUUCUCAAAAAACUUGAUUGGAUUCUGUUUUUCGUGCGUUCGAUCGGCACAAGGAGUUAAAGACUCGAUGCCGCUAGUUUCUAUCAAGUAUGUACGAAGAAAUGGAUUUGGCGAGUAGGUACGUCUACGUGGUCGGCGAAGUUGUUUGCGAGCGCCCCUUGCCAGUGCAGGAUUGUAAACCUGAGUCCACAAAAAUUUCACGUCGCAGGCCCUGCGCAGACGCCUUCUCCAAGGCGGCCGGAAUGUGUCACCAAAAACGCCGACGAGGACACCGACGGAAGAACGCCGAAGCGCGUGCCGUUUCGGCAGGGAAGCGAGAGCAGCUGGAACCUUGCGCCAGCAUUUAUCUUCCUGAAAGACUUUUUUACAACGACGAACAAAAUAAAGGAGGCCGCAAGGAAAGCUUGUGUUCGCAAUUCCUCGCGGCCAAGGGGCAGAGAAAGAGAUUGUAUGCGCAUCCGCAGGAGCCAAAGUGAAAGUCUGGCACCGGGAGGUGUCGCUAGGAAGGCGUCGAGAGGUCGUUUUUUUCAACCAGGCGAAAAAGAAGAAAUGAAAACAAGAAAUCCACCGAAAAAGAGACGCGCAUCUUUGAUGAGGCUAAAACUGAGUGGUUUUUUUUCCUGUGAGACAACAGACUCAGACGAGAACGACCUUGUCCUUGAAGACGAUCUACACCGUGUGCAUGUUGCAGAAAGACCCUCCAGCACUCGCACCCCUCUGAGCGUCGAGAAAAUGGUGCGGCACUACAAGUCCACUGGGUCCGGUGCAUGGAACAAGAACGCGCGCAGCUGGAACCAGCGAAACUCUGCUGCCGGUUGGCGUCAAGACGAGAACUCUGAGAGCGCGACGAAGACACAGAAUCAGUGCUCUACUUUGCCGAGCACUAGCGUGGAUGCGGACAGUAGCAAAGUAGAGUUCCAUGCUGCUGCGCGCCUGUUUCGGGAAUGGAUUUUGUCAACAACGCGAUCUUCUGCUUCGCCUUCGGCGUACAUCGAUAUCGUUGAGGAUGGCCUCCUUGCAACCGGGAACUAUCGGAUUCCAAGUAUGGAGGAGGUGGACCGGGUUUCGGAUCGCAAAAGCCUCUUUGAGUUUUUCGCCAAGUCUGUGGGUUCGCGAUUUCCUUCGGCCGUCUGCACGACAAAAGGCGCUCUGCAUGAGAUAGCAGAUAACGAGCACCCCACGGAUGGCACUGGUCGUGCACCCGCAACGCAGUCGCUGCCCCACGAGAAAUGGUUUGUCUUCUUUUAGAAUUUUUUAUCAACCGCCCUGAUGGUGUGCGACCGUCAGAGCCUAAUUCGUUCUGGUAUGCAUGCGGUAGCGAUGUCGCUGUCGACGGUUUGAUGUACGAAAAUCUUGGAGGCGCGAUUUUACCGCUAUCAGUAAGUAAGAACCAAUCCAGGCGGCGUGCGCCGCGUGGGAAAAAAAUACAAAGAACCUUCAGCGUAGGCCUAAGAUUAGCCCGAUUUGUGUGUCUGUCCUGGAAAAAUGCUACCAGUAAGUAUGUUAGAACCAAGUAAGUACCAAGACUUCAUGGGCGGCGGGAGUAAACGCAAAAUAAAUCACAGUGGAGGUAAAUGAAAAUAAAAAUGUCAUUUUUUAUUCAGGUGGGAUUGGCGUUCGACUUCGACUGCGAAUCAGCGUUCGGAUCAGCAUGCGAAGGCAGGCAAGGACGACGUGACAGGACGAAUGCAAGAAACGUCUGUAGUUUUGGAACAUCAAAAGAGAAACGGCGAGGGCUCCAGAAAUCGCAGGAAGAAAAACCUUCCGUGGGGCAACACAACAAAAGCAAAAUUAGAGGAGCUGGAGCACAAAAGAGUUGUAGAUAUCGAGCUUGGUAGGAAGCGACACGAACAACAAGACCAAGGCGCUAAUAUCGUAAAAACAAGCAGUAGCAAAAGUGCGUUGAAAGCAAGGGCAGCCUGGGAAGACGGGAAAACCUUCAAGAGAAAGGGAGAUAUAAUGUCGUCGACAAAUAGUAAAGGACAAGUGGCUCCCGCUGCGGAGAUGACUGGGGGCCCUUACAACAGCGCUUCGUCCCCUCCGCGUCUCCUGGACGAUGAAAAGUACGCUCGUUACACCUGCUGUAGUUCAAGCAAGCCAGCAGCCAAGUGGAGGACGUCGACCUCGGCGUCAGAUGGACGGGAAGAUACCUACGAGGAGCUGAGAGCCGCUUCGUACGCUGAAGUUCUCGGGGACCGCAAGCCCGCGAACCGCGAACAAGUGGACACGACCAGGUUGCAAUACAAGAAAGACUGCGGCGGGGACCCAGCGAGCAGUUGGAGCAGGUUUCAUCAAAAAUCUGGAACGAGCAGCAAGGCGUACUACGAGAAACAGGACGAAGAAUACAACAACUCCAGAAGUUCCUCCAGUUCGCACUACGACUACUACCCAGCGCAGCGCAGAUCCGCUUCACGAGAGGAGCACUAUGGAGGAGGCGGGGCCGCGCAAAGAACCCAAGAAACGGACGAGCCGCCAGCAAUGUCAAGCGGGCACGUUGACAGAAGUAGUAAAAUGAACGCAAAAGGCAAGAGUAGAUCAAGUCUUGCGCGACGACGUGCGUCCGGUAGUACCGCUCGCUGGCAGCCGUGCAAGGAUUCGCCUGAUGAAGGUCCGAGGCAAGUAGAUCUGUGCACGGAACGGAACAUUUCCGCUUUGCCUGUGCAUGACAACCUAGACGACCUCAUUCGGAAGUGCGCGGCAACUCACGCACGGCGGGUGUUGGACGAGUUCGCUCGGUACGAGAUUGCCGAGGGUCGGGGAAUGGCAUCGGCGAACGUGGACCGCAAAAACCGCCGUGUGUACCGAAUUCAGAGCGUCGACGGCAAGAUUUUGAUCAACCGGAAUGAAGAGAUGCUGGACCUGGUACCGAACGGCGGAGGAGGUUUCGUGUCCACUAGGUAUUGCCACUACCCCUUGCGCGACCCAAUCAUCGCUCAGGGCUGGUCCUCGCCGGGGUUGCCGCAGCCACUGCGCUCGCGACGCGGGGAGGCGCACGUGAAAGAAAUAGUGCCUGACUUCUUUUCGUCCCCCAAUGAGGACCGAGCUUAUACAACUUCUAGCAGGAGCGACCAGCAAGCGGACGAGAAAACCGUGGCAACGCACCUGCUGAGGAUUCCACGCGAAAGCAUUCUGUCCGAAAUCGACUGGACGAAAGAAGUUUUCUGUCGCAAGACGGGGAAGCACCGACCAGAGAACAUUCAGGAGAUCGAGUUGAGUGGCAUCCCGAAGUGGCGGUUUGACACGGCGAAAACUCCCUACGCCGUUUGGGCGCACGUCAGUUUGUCGAGCCACGCGCAGGACAAGCCGCUGCUGAUUUACCUUUGUUCUACCUGCAACGAGGACGACAACAUUUGCGGGAAGCCACCGACUAUGAACUGCAAAAGUGUCUGGGUCUGGACGAGUCAUGCUGUUUUUGCAUGACACAGAAGGCCUGGCAUGGAAGAUCUAGCAUCACAGGUUUCGAGAAGCUUCCGCAAUGCCGAAUUCGCAUUACAAAUCCCCCACUUUCCUGGUAGAAAGUGGGCAGCUUUUGCUAUCUAUGCAUGAGAGAUUUUUCUGUGUUCUGAAACGCGCAUCACAGGUUUGUAUUCUUCCAGACCCAGACACUUUUGCACUCCAUACCGACGAAGACCGCAAGAAAGGCCACCCGAACAAUGCGCCCCGGCUUGGAGUGGAUUGGGAAAAACUUCAACGUGAUUGGGCUCAUGUGGAGCAAGCAACGCGCCACCAGCUUCCGCAUGGGCCCCACUUUGGGAGUCUUUGAAGUGCUCUGCGACUUAUUCGAGAUCCAGUUUCUUGCGUCGGAGUGCGGCGGCGUCGGGCCCGGCCUUCGCCAGCCCCCCACCUUGUGCGGGUUCAGCCGGGGUGCCAUGUCCGUGCUCGAAGUAUUCAAGCACUUUCACCCGAAUCCACGGAGUACGGUUCUCAGCCCAGACACACGAAGUCGCUGCGCGGGCUCCUACCCGAAGACCCAACGGCUCUGGGAAAGGUACUAGACUGUCCGUUGCUUAUAGUAUAAGGUACAGAGUUUGCAUUUGCUGCAACAUUGAAGAUGCGGCUACCGCUCACCCUAGUGUGCAAAGAACAUAGCGCUUUUUAGACCCUAAAGAAGAACUCAGAGGCUGCCGCUCGGGUGGUUUUUCUUGUAUGAUUUUCUGUCGAAAUAAGACCACUACAUCUGAUGGAAGAUAGUAUUCCAAAGUUGGUCCUCUUGUUCCUACUGUUGUCUGCAAUACAACAGGGCCGUGGCGAUGUCCAUGUACUUUUUGUCUCCGGACCCGGACGCGCGGUUCUUUCAGCAGUACCUUCGCGAAAAUUUCAACGACGAAGAAGACCCUGGGCGGGACCUAUCGCUGACUCUCAUACUCCCAGAAAACGACCAGUGGUCUGCGGAGGGAAUCUCGGUAAUGAGCGCUAUUUGUGACGCAGUGAGUCCGCGGGCAAAGCGGAUGCGAAAGCCCCUUUCCUUGCACGAGUGGUGCGGAAGCGGCAAGCCAUUGACACACGACUUGCCGCCGAAGACGACCGGAACGUCGAGCUGCCCGUCUCCUUACGUGAAAUUGUUCGUGCAGAAAUUCCUCGGCGAUCGACUGCACUGCAUCUCUAUGGAAGGGCAGUAGGCGUAGUGACUUUACCGGGUGACUCUAGCCCUGAGAAAAAAUUACCCGGUUGGUCAUGGUCCAUGACGCGCAUGCAAAUCUCUAUUGGGGAUUUGCAUGCGCGCCUGCAUAGGUCAUGCAAAAAGCGCACGCAUAUUUUUUUGAGUCGACUUAGUUAUUGUUAUUGAGGUGGCGCUUCUUUUGUUGUUGUAUGAGGUCGCAGAAUAAAUAAGUGCUUCCUCGCCCACACCCCCGGUGGGGUGGUGCGUGGCCUGUGGCGCUCGGCGAUGGUGUCCACGAGUACUUCCAUGAUGAUGAUGAUGACGAUGAUGAAGCGCGGCGAGUGGACUUGUUUCGGGUCGUGUAUGGUCGUCUGCGUGGCAUACUAACAUAAAGGGUAGAGUGGCGCUUGUUUCUAGGGCUAGCAGUAUGCAGUCGUUAAAGUCACGGACUUUCCCGGUAUUCUCUUCGAGAAGGGCCAAGACCACGAUGGGGGGUUUGAUUGUUUUCGAGAUCACGCGAAAGUAGCCAAGCUGUUUCUUUGCCCACCAGCGGCAAACACUACCGGCUAGGUGGUUUGAACGAUCAUCUGACGCAAGCAUAUAGCGUUCUGUGAGGACCACUGUUCCUUGUGAAAUUCAGUGACUUGUUUAUGCUGAAGGGUACUUAUUCGUAU